Suncus etruscus (white-toothed pygmy shrew) is the source of this 3217-nucleotide messenger RNA. It is a transcript of the gene ZYG11B, whose product is annotated as zyg-11 family member B, cell cycle regulator. The transcript has 15 exons. Bases 110 to 2317 code for a protein of 735 amino acids. Gene Ontology annotation, cellular component: Cul2-RING ubiquitin ligase complex. NCBI's taxonomy places the organism in Eukaryota, Metazoa, Chordata, Mammalia, Eulipotyphla, Soricidae. The record is from RefSeq and is a predicted model, not a curated record.
GAGGGAGGGAGCCUCCAGGAGCCCGGGCACCGCUCAGCCUGGGGCCCGGCCCGCCGCCGCCAACACCAGAGCGAGGCUGCACGCCGGAGACCAGGCCGGCGCCGCCACCAUGGAGGAGGCAUCUCCUUAUUCUUUACUGGACAUCUGCUUGAAUUUCCUGACCACUCACCUGGAGAAAUUCUGCUUAGCAAGACAUGAUGGAACCUUGUGUCUACAGGAACCUGGAGUAUUCCCUCAGGAGGUGGCUGAUAGACUGCUGCAGACCAUGGCCUUUCAUGGUCUACUGAAUGAUGGAACUGUAGGUAUUUUUAGGGGCAACCAGAUGCGCUUAAAGCGAGCUUGCAUUCGCAAAGCCAAAAUCUCUGCUGUUGCUUUCCGGAAAGCCUUUUGCCAUCACAAGUUAGUAGAACUGGACGCCACGGGGGUGAAUGCUGACAUCACGAUUACAGACAUCAUUAGCGGGCUUGGGAGUAACAAAUGGAUCCAGCAAAAUCUCCAGUGCUUAGUGCUGAACUCAUUGACUCUCUCCCUUGAAGAUCCUUAUGAGCGGUGCUUCAGUCGGCUUUCUGGCCUCCGAGCAUUAAGCAUCACCAACGUUCUCUUUUACAACGAAGACCUGGCUGAAGUGGCUUCCCUGCCAAGAUUGGAGAGCCUGGACAUUUCUAACACCUCAGUCACAGACAUCACUGCUCUGUUGGCAUGUAAAGACCGACUCAAGUCCCUAACCAUGCACCACUUGAAAUGUUUAAAAAUGACAACUACCCAGAUCCUGGAUGUUGUUCGGGAACUAAGACAUCUGAAUCAUCUUGAUAUUUCGGAUGACAAGCAGUUUACAUCAGACAUUGCUCUUCGCUUACUAGAACAAAAGGACAUCCUCCCCAACCUUGUCUCCCUGGAUGUUUCUGGGAGAAAGCAUGUGACAGAUAAAGCUGUUGAAGCCUUUAUACAACAGCGGCCCAGCAUGCAGUUUGUAGGUUUGCUCGCCACUGAUGCUGGUUACUCUGAGUUUCUCACAGGCGAAGGACUUUUGAAGGUAUCUGGAGAAGCCAAUGAAGUUCAAAUUGCAGAAGCGUUGAAGCGGUACAGUGAACGGGCAUUCUUUGUCCGGGAAGCUCUUUUCCACCUUUUUAGCUUGACUCAUGUGAUGGAGAAAACAAAACCAGAAAUUUUAAAGCUUGUGGUUACUGGGAUGAGAAAUCAUCCUAUGAAUUUGCCAGUGCAAUUGGCUGCAAGUGCUUGUGUGUUUAAUUUAACCAAGCAGGAUCUUGCUGCUGGAAUGCCUGUCAGACUCCUGGCAGAUGUGACACAUUUACUGCUCAAAGCCAUGGAACAUUUUCCUAAUCAUCAGCAGUUACAGAAGAAUUGCCUUCUUUCACUUUGCAGUGACCGGAUCCUUCAAGAUGUUCCAUUUAACAGGUUUGAAGCAGCCAAACUUGUCAUGCAGUGGCUUUGCAACCACGAGGAUCAAAACAUGCAAAGGAUGGCAGUUGCUAUCAUUUCCAUUCUGGCUGCUAAGCUCUCUACAGAACAAACAGCACAGCUUGGUGCUGAACUCUUCAUUGUCAGACAACUUCUUCAGAUAGUAAAGCAGAAAACCAAUCAAAAUUCAGUGGACACAACAUUGAAGUUUACUUUGAGUGCUCUUUGGAAUCUUACAGAUGAAUCUCCAACCACUUGCAGACAUUUUAUUGAAAACCAAGGGUUAGAACUCUUCAUGAGGGUUCUAGAGUCUUUUCCAACUGAGUCAUCCAUUCAACAGAAAGUCCUAGGACUUUUGAAUAAUAUAGCAGAAGUUCAAGAAUUACAUUCAGAAUUAAUGUGGAAGGAUUUUAUAGAUCAUAUCAGUAGCCUCCUACACAGUGUCGAAGUGGAAGUCAGUUACUUUGCAGCUGGAAUUAUUGCUCAUCUAAUAUCAAGGGGUGAACAAGCUUGGACUUUAAGUCGUAGCCAGAGGAAUUCUCUUCUGGAUGAUCUGCAUUCAGCUAUUUUGAAAUGGCCAACUCCAGAGUGUGAAAUGGUAGCAUACAGGUCUUUUAAUCCGUUUUUUCCAUUACUUGGCUGUUUCACCACACCAGGAGUCCAGCUAUGGGCAGUUUGGGCCAUGCAGCAUGUCUGCAGCAAGAAUCCCUCAAGAUACUGCAGCAUGCUGAUUGAGGAAGGAGGAUUACAGCAUUUAUAUAGCAUCAAGGAACACAAAGAGACUGAUCCCCAUGUCCAGCAGAUUGCUGUGGCCAUUCUGGACAGCCUGGAGAAACACAUAGUACGCCAUGGGAGACCUCCUCCCUCUAAAAAGCAGUCCCAAACCAGACUAAAUUGAUAGCACUAGCCUAUGAAUCUUUUACAAGAUGUUCUUCUUGGUGUGAAGGAAUGAAAAUCUGAGUUUUCUGCUUAUGAAAGCUAUUCACUGACUAGAUCCUGAAUGUUUCACAGAAAAAAUAUUGGAAAGAAGACCUAUUCAUGGAGAUCAGAAUUUAAAACUGGGAGAAGUUUACCUUUGUGGUAUGAUUUUUAAAAAUGGGGGCAUGCUAGCUAGCUUUCUGGAGCCCACCACUUUUAGCAGUGAGCAGUAACUUGUUCCCCUUUAUUCGUGGAAAGCAAGGAAUACUGCUUCCAAUACAGAUGCUGGGCACUCUCUCGAAGUACUCCAAGCAUCACAGUGUAAAAUAGUACAUCAAUCUGUGUUAUAUUGUUGUGAAAAUGUGAAGUCUUAAAGAAUUGUCUUGUUAAAAUGAACCAUCCAUUUCCUUUCAUUUCAGUCAUUUUUCUUUUGAUUGAAAAAGGCACUGUACAUGGUAUUACCUACUCAGUACAAUUAACCAUAGUAAAUUUUGACACCGCGAGUUAGUUUUUCUGUUCUAAAAUAAAUGUAUCUUAAUAUUUUCAUAUUGACGGAUGUCUACAUUUCACUGCCAAAAAACAAUAGAGCUGAAUUUGAUGAAUAAUGUUAAAUGUAAAUGACUCAGAUUGCAUAAAAGGAAAUAUUUUUUGAUGGGUUCUUUUCUAAAUAAUUGCCUUUACUUUAGGAUACCUGUUAAAAAGUGUUAUAGGUACCAUACAACUAUAUGGUAAAGAAUAGUUACCAUUAUAUCAGUUUUGACAAUUGGCGUAAGCAAGUUACCUAAAAACUUAAUUUUCAUUUUAAAAUUUAGCUUAUAAGUAAGUUUAAUCAGUAAUAUCAGAUGACUAUAUUUUUCGUAAAUAGCCAAAAUGUUUUCAA